Molecule: messenger RNA, 237 nt
Organism: Cutaneotrichosporon cavernicola
Lineage: Eukaryota; Fungi; Basidiomycota; Tremellomycetes; Trichosporonales; Trichosporonaceae
Exons: 1
Coding region: 1-237 (78 amino acids)
Source: RefSeq, a predicted model, not a curated record
AUGGCCCUGUCAACACCAACACCUUCCCCCGACCCGCGGAUCGGCAUGUGGCCGUGGGUCGGCUUCCUGACGCUCGCCCUCUCGCUCGCAAUCCUCAUGACCGUCAUCGGCGUGGCGUGGGUGUUCGGCAUUGGGCCCCGGCGCCUGGGCCGCGAUAUGACGGACGAAGAGCAUGCCGAGAGGCGUGCGCUGAUUGCCGACGCCGAGCGCGUGGGGAGCCAGUUCUCUCGGAUCUAG